AUCAGACAAGAGUGUUCUUCAAACUAUCAUCAACCAAUCACCAUUCGACAUUUAUUAAUAUUAUUGAUUAUUGAUUGAUGAUCACCAUUCAGAUUGAAAUCCAUCAUCAAGAGUCAAGACUAACUCAAUGAGAUCAAGAUUAUCCAUCAAAUCCAUCAACAUCAUCAAUAUCUUAGUGAUCUCAUUUAAUAAUAUUAUUCAAGCUGAACCACUGAAUCCAAGAUUCACUUCAUGUAUCUCUCAACAUUCCGAUUCGAUUUCAACUUCAGAUCAACUCAUUAACUUUCAUCAACUCUUCACUCAACUUGAUCACUCUACUCUUUCUCAUCAGCCAAUCUUACGUUUCUCUUUACAUGGUAAUGUUUCAACUCAAUCUUUGGGUUAUAGUUCGAGAACUAAUUUCUUAGCAACACUCAUCACUGAAUCAUCUGUACUUAACUUUCAAACUUUCUUCAAUCAAUCUGCAUUAUGCUCAUCUAUUCGUACUCCAAACUAUCUGGCUUCAAACUUCAGCACUCCUACCACUCCUGAUCAAUCAAACUCUUCUUUGGCUUCUAAUUCCGGUUGUCCAUAUGGCCCAGGUGAUCUUGCUCUCGGUUUCUCAAUCCCUCUCACAAGUACAUUUCCAUUCACUUCGAUUUCAACUCAGCUUCAUCUACUCGAUACCUCAACCCCGGCACUCACUCUAGCUUGCGUUCAAUUCGAUUCGACACCUUAUUACCCUCAUCAAUUCUAUUACAAAAUCAUCUUUUGGAUCCCAGUGGCUCUCACUAUCACUUAUCUCAUCGCCUCUUGGACUGCUAGGAUUUGGGCUGCAAAAAUAUCUGAACAACUUGAUCAUGAAGCUAGAGUGGCCACCAGUAUCUCUGAUCCUUAUAAUCCUGCCAACUUUGAUUCAAUGCCUCAUUGGGCUCUUAUCUGGUGGAACACUUGGGCCGGUCAAGGUUUACUGGUCUCUGGCGCACUCCUUAGAUUUGCUACUCCUAGUGCUCGUGAUAUCAUUUGGCAUGCUCAAUUUGUGACCUGCUUAGGUCUCUUUGCUGUUCAAUGGCCCGAUUUCUUCUACCCUAUUGUGGCUCAAACGGCUUGGAGUACACUCGUCUUCAACAGCUCCUUCAUCAACUCCUUUCGUUCAUCAUCACACCUUCCUGUCGAUGCACUCGCCACGCCUCCGUAUGAUCCACCCAGUCCGUUUGUGACUCAAAUGGACGACCCUCAAAGUCCAAUCUACCUCAAUCGUAACUUACCAAAUCAACUACUCAACUUGAGACCAGAGUCACCUGGUUUUGAGCGAUGGGCAAAGAUCUUGGGUAUCCAGUCAACUCAAGUCUUUGGUACCUCGGCUGUCUUCUUUGGAAUCAUUUGCGGUGUAGCUAUCGUUUGGGGCGUAAUAUGUUAUAUCAUAGAUGUUUCAAUCUCUUGCCUGAAUCAUCGAAAAGAAAUGGCCGCAACUGAAAUUGAUGAUGGUGUUGGAUAUGAAAGUCGAGAUGGUAGAGCUCCUUCAAAGGAACUUGAGGAUAUUGUCCGUGAUGGAAGUACGUCCGCUCAAUCACCAUGGUGGCAACCCAAACUCUCAGGGGGCUUUCGAGAAAAAUCUCCCAAACGACCGCCUCAGCGUAGAUUGUCUGGUAUUGGACCAAAGGGCUUUUCUCGAUUUACUCACGCUUCAGCUUGGAGGCUUCAUUGGGCUUCACUACAAGGAAAUCUAACUAGAAUCAUCUUACUGUUCUAUUAUCCAAUGAUUAGUUUUGCUUCUUAUCAAUUGAGCCUCUUUGGAACAGCAUCUACUUCUUCAAUCGCAGUGGCUGUGGUAUUUCUUUUUCUUUUCGUCUCAGUACCAGUUUUACAAAUCUAUCGAAUCAAGAAACGUACACCUGUUCAACUUUUGGAUGACCUUCCCACCAUCCUUGCUCUUGGUCCGCUUUACAAUACCUAUGCUGAUCGGAAUGAGAUCUUCAUCGCUGUACGACUCUGUAGUGCCUUGGUAGUCGGGAUCGCUCUGGGUGCUAGUCAAUCUAUGGCUAUCAUCCAUGCUGUAGUUUUAUUGGUGGCUGAGAUGACUGAGACAACUUUGACGUCUCUAUGGCUUCCGUGGGGUGACGGAGCUGCCAUGGCCCCAUUAUCUUUUGUCUUUUCAGUCUCUCGAAUCAUCACGGCUGUGAUCUUGGUGGUCUUAACCCCAACAGUUUCCCUCGGUUCGAUUGCGACCGGAUGGCUAACCUAUGUGAUCUUGUUACUACAAGCCAUUGUGUUUCUACUACUGCUAUUGAUGUUAUUGGUUAAGAUUGUUGAGCUCGGAUUGCGAUUAAUCGCUCAUAUUCCAUUUGAUGAGACCCGUAGUACUCGAUCAGGUGGGCUCAAGGGUGCGAUCCGAAGAUGGGACCGAAACGGGAACCGCACUACUCGUCAUGGUCGAGCUGCCGCAAUUGCUGCAAGACGAAGAAGGCGAAGGAGAAUUAAGCAAAGUGGAAGCACUUCACUUGGUUUGGGUAUCAAACAACCUAGCAACACCUUACCUCCUAGAACAUCGAUUCAGUUUUUGGAUGGACAGCUAAAGGGAUCUGUUUCAGGCUUGAGCACAUCUCAUCCGCUCAUCAGACAAGAACAGGAUGACAUGCGGAACCGGAUCAAUGUUCUUUCUCAUGGUCAUCAAUCACCUGUUGGUAUGAUUGGAAUGAAUGACGAUGACGGAAAUAUAAUGUCUGCGAUGUCACAAGGACCAUGGCUUCGAACCCAACCACCUUUUGAACUCAACACGAUCCCAUCAGCACAUCAUGAAUCUCAUCAUCCUGUUCAUACGCCACCGAAACCUCCUCCCACCACAGCUGUGGCUUCAUCUGGAUUUGCGGUAGUCAGAGGAGGUCGAGCAACAGAAAAGACACCAUAUGAAGUUCAUGAUGAUGGAAGAAGAAGAGAUUAUCCACCCAUGGCACAUCAAGCCCCAUCUACAUCUGGAUUUUCAUCUUUCACUGGAAGUGGGAAUCGUACGACUACUAAUUUAUUUGAUCAACCUGAUCAUCAUACUACUUCACCUAGAAUUGAAAACCAAAAGAAAAAGAUUGCAAGAAAGAAUAAGCGGACGAUGUGGAGAAUUGGAGGUUUGAGUAAUCGGAGAAGAAAUGAAAGUUCAUCUGAAGAUGAUGAGACAACCGAAGAAGAAGAAGAAGAAGAUGAUGAACCAAGAGAAGGGAAGAGUCGGAUUGGAAGAUUGUUUGGGAAUUGGAAACGGUCAUCGACUACUUAUCAAAGAAGAUCAUCAACAGAAGAUGAGCUAAUUGAAGAAGAAGGAAAUGUAGAACCCACAAGUAGUGGUGGUGGUGGUGGUACUAAGACCUUUGAAGUGGUUAGACAACCUAGAUUGAAACCUUCACCUGCUUUGGUUCAUACGCCUGUUACGUCAUUGGGAUUAGGAGGAGGAGGAGAUGACACGGAUUUAUAAUGUCUUAUGAGAAAGUUUAUUUAGUUUAUUAUUACUUGGGAAAACUUUGAAGGAUUUGAAUUUAGGUUUAACUUUUCUUCUUUUUCUCUAUGGACCUUUUUUUGUCUAUUGUUUUUUUUUUGGCUAUUAUUGGCAAUGCUUUUUUUUACUUUUUUUUACUUUUAUGGGAUUUUGGAUUUUGGAUUAGAGUGUUUUUCAUUUAUUUUUAUUGUUGUUUUUCUUUAUAUUUUUAUUGAUGAAUUUCAUGAAUUUGAAUGGAUGAAUGUGUUUAUAUGUGUAUAGACUCAUGGGGGUGUUUUGGGGGAAGAUAUAUAUGGGAUAAAAGAGGAUAAAUCAAUAAUUUGAUAAUUCGCUUAGGG
Melampsora larici-populina 98AG31 is the source of this 3798-nucleotide messenger RNA. RefSeq lists its product as uncharacterized. The record is from RefSeq and is a predicted model, not a curated record. The coding region runs from base 128 to 3439 and encodes 1103 amino acids. Gene Ontology annotation, biological process: transmembrane transport. Lineage: Eukaryota; Fungi; Basidiomycota; Pucciniomycetes; Pucciniales; Melampsoraceae. The transcript is spliced from 4 exons.